Chiloscyllium plagiosum (whitespotted bambooshark) is the source of this 2961-nucleotide messenger RNA. Its product is annotated as gasdermin-A-like. Lineage: Eukaryota; Metazoa; Chordata; Chondrichthyes; Orectolobiformes; Hemiscylliidae. The record is from RefSeq and is a predicted model, not a curated record.
AAACCAAGACUCUUCUGUAUGAGGAAGUUAUCUUUCUUCUUGCCGACGGAGAUGCUGUUUACCCAAAACGUAUAGUUUACAAAACCUGUCCAAAAUCUCAUGCAUGCAGAAUGUAAUUGUGUAUAUCAAGAGACGUGGCAAGGAUAUCAUCAUCAUGGAAAUUACGCAAUGACUAUCUUCCUCACCACCCCCACUCUGACUAAAGAUUGUGAAAUGUUUCUUGAACGAAGGGUGUUCCCUGCAAUGUCAUUGGAAAUUCCACACUGUCUGCGAUGGUAGUUUAAAAGUCAAGAUCAACACAAAUUAUGUCAGCGUCGCGCCGGACUGAAGGACAGAAGCGAAGAUGUUUAGAAAAGCAGUAAGGCAUCUCGUUCAGCAAAUCGAUUCUGGAGGUGAACUGAUCCCAGCCACCAGUGCUUAUGACUCAGACAGGUUUAAACCUCUGUGCCUGGUUUACAGGAAAACAAACGGUCCAUUCUGGAGAAAACCAAAGUAUUGCCCCACUGAUUUCACACUGAAACAUGUACUGGGGAAUGAUGAAGACAACUUGAUAUCAGUCCAGCAGAAGGAGAUGUCCUUCAGUUUCAUGGAGACGGUGGAUGGAUUCAUCAAAGGAAAGGCAAACAUCAGUCUCGACUUAGUCACAGGAAAAUUUGAAGGUUCAAAAGCCACAUGUGACACCAUUCAACUACAAGGAGUCAAACAACUUUACAUCAGUGUCUCAGAGCUAAUCAAAAGCCUGAAAGAUCGAAAAAUUGGACCUUCCUGGGAGCUGAUUAAAAAUACUUACUCAGGAGAUCUCUGCAUCAUAACCGAAACAUUAAUGUCUGUUGAGCCGAUUUCACUGAAGAAAGUUAACAAGGGAGGAUCAAAAGUAUAUAUUGCAUUGUCUCACAUCUCCAAGGCAGGUACAGAGUACACUCUUUUGACUGAGAGAACACUGGAGAUUCCCAAGGGAGCAGUCCUUGCCUACAAAGUGUGGGACCUGACUGUAUCAGAAGAUGGCACAAUCUGCCUCUCAGUGCCAAAAGAGAAGAAUCAAUUGAUGUCAUGGUUACAUGCUGACAGUCUUAAAGUGAAAGGACAUGAAGGGCUUGAAAUCUCCCGUGAACUCAAGUGUCUAGAAAAUGGUUUGAAACAUCAGCUCCUGGAGCAGACAUGCCAGAUUAUUGAAGACCCUGAGCUUCACUCAGUUCUCAGUGAGAUGCUCUGCGAUGCUUGUGCAGGAAUCAAGUAUAAGCUCUCAGAUUUGAAUAAGUUGGAUGAUGAAGGAAAAGAAUGUGCCGAGAAGCUGCUGAGCAUUUGGAGUGAGGAUCAGCUACAGAAUGCAGGCGAGAACAAGUUGCUGCAAGCAGUCUGCUUUCUCAUUGCAGCGUUGGAAGAUCUGCCAUUAGCAACACUGCGAUUACUGGUCAAGAGUUUGAAGCUGCAGAUUUUACCUCAGCAACUUGGCCUGGUCACCAGUAUCAUCAAUAAGCUGGAAGAUACUCAGGUGGGCCAGACUCUGGACGUAGACACCAGAGAUUUGUCGCAGGUUGCGUUUGGAAUAACUGCAGAGAUCCUGAAUGAAAUUGGAAUCCAGGUGGAGGGAGAAGUUUUUCAAAAGAUGAGAGAAACGAGUCUGUGUGAACUGUCCAUUGCUUUGUACUGUCUGGAAGCACUGAGCAAUUAUCGAGAGUGAACCCAGAGAGGGAUAAUACAUAGAUUUUUGGGGUUUUUUAAACUUGUUGUAAAGCUCAAAGAAGAUUCCCAUGUAUUUUAUGAACACUCAUUAAUGCAUGGCUUUGAAGCAAUAAUCUGAGCGUCUCUCACAGAUUUUAUCUGUAUCGAGAGAUCAUAAAUGGCCGGACACUUUUUCCAUUGUUCAGAAAGAUACACACUAGUAAAGCAAUCCACGAAAGGCAAAUAGAACCAACCAGCUGGAAAAAAAUAAAAGCACAUCACCAGUAAAGACUCCGAGUCUGUCCUGGGAAUUAUAUACCAAUUAAAGUUCCCUCUCCCUCAUCAACUCAUCAGUUUUAUUCCCUUCUCUUUCUCAUAUGCUUUCCCCUUAAAAACACCAAAAUAUUCACCUCCACCACCUCCCCUGAUAGCAAGUGUCUCACUCUCUGGACAAGAGAAGUUUGGAUUAAAUUUCCAAGACUUUUAUUGGAAUAUAAGAAUAAUUUACAGUUGGUAUUGCUGAAAAAAAGAAACAUGAAGUGGACGUUCUUUGUCUUGCACCCAUCAGGACCAAUGCAAGAAUGCCAAACUUCAAAGUGAGCAACAAUUCUUACCGCAUGGGAAAAGGGGAAAGGGUGCUGAUUGGUCACCCAAUGAUCCCCUCUCCAAGCUUCAUUGGUUCUUGGUGUCGAGGACUGCCUGUUGUUGCAGCAAAGGCCGUAUGAUUGGCUGGCACCUUUGGCGUUAGCAGAUUAUCUCCCAAAGAAGGCCACAUGAUGGUCAAUAAAUGGCUGAGGGAAAGUGGGCGAAGUGAAGGCUAACUUGCUCCUCAUUUUUGUGCUUGGUGGUAUUAGUGUGGAGGGUGGGAACAGGAGUUGGACUCAGAGUGAGGCCACCAUGGGUGACCAAGGACCCAACCUCCCAAAUAACAUUCAGCCCAGAAAGUGCCUAGCUUUGCAGAGUUCCCAACAGUUGGAAUACUUAGACUGUUCAUUGCCCUUCAAUAUGGCUGAACAAGACCCUCAAGGCACCCUCUCAUUGUUCACUUCUUUAGGGCAGUUGGGGCUGGUUAAUAAAUUCUGACCUCCCGACUGAUGCUUGCAGACCCAUGAAUAAACAGAAACAAAGUCAGUACAAACUACAGGGCUGGAGCAAGGACCCCACACAAACAGUAUGUGACAAUGAACAAUUAUUUUUGUAAAUUUACAUUUGUUAUUUUGUGCAUUUAUAAGCCUUACUGUAAAUUAUAACCCUUACUGUAUUCACACCAUGACAUAAAGAUAGUCUCUUUUCAUUUUA